Molecule: messenger RNA, 678 nt
Organism: Fibroporia radiculosa
Lineage: Eukaryota; Fungi; Basidiomycota; Agaricomycetes; Polyporales; Fibroporiaceae
Exons: 6
Coding region: 1-678 (225 amino acids)
Source: RefSeq, a predicted model, not a curated record
AUGUCUCGUGGAAAGCAAUUUACUCUGUGCUCCUUCGUUCAUGGGACGAAUGGCUGGAAGGUUGCAUUUGUCCUGGAAGAGCUUGCUCUUGAGUACGAGACGAUUUACCUAGAUCAGCCUGAGAACAAGCCAUUGAUCCCUCAGUAUGUGCCGAAGUGCAAUCCUAACGCCCGUUUUCCCAUCUUGAUCGACCACGAAAAUAAUGACUUCGUCGUUUGGGAAUCCAACGCCAUCAUUACCUACCUGGUCCAGAAGUAUGACACGUCUCUCAAGAUAUCCGUCGACGACCCAAAAGAGAAGAUCAUCCAGCUCCAGUGGCUACUCUUUCAAGCGUCCGGACAAGGGCCCUCCUUUGGACAGGCGGCGUGGUUCAAGUCGUCUCAUCCCGAGACACUCCCCAGUGCCAUCGAAAGAUACAUGAAAGAGACCCUGCGUAUUUUUGGCGUUUUGGAGACCGUCCUUUCGAGGCAGGAGUGGCUUGUAGGCGGAAAGUACACGGUAGCGGACAUCUCAUUCAUUCCUUGGAAUGAAUACGCGCUGCGAGGCUUCCUCGCUGAUCAUGACGGGUUCAACUUCGAGAAGGACUUUCCUUCCGUCUACAAAUGGUACCAGGCUAUGCUCGCGCGGCCAUCUAUAGCUGAAGUUAUCGCUGUCAAAGAGUCCAUGAUGACGAAGUAG